Molecule: messenger RNA, 1899 nt
Organism: Cuscuta epithymum
Lineage: Eukaryota; Viridiplantae; Streptophyta; Magnoliopsida; Solanales; Convolvulaceae
Source: the annotation of a GenBank genome assembly
AUCCUUCACAAUUAUUGAGUACAAAAAGCUAGAGGUGGACAAAUGGGUACAAAAACCACUAGAUAAGCCCGAUAAUACAUGUUCGAAGCAGGUUAGGGUCGAGUCCUAAUUUUAAAAAACUCAAAUGGGACAGGUGGGUCCUAAAAGUUAGGAACCAUACGAGUAUUAAAAUAUAUUUGAAAUAUUAAUACCGUUUUAAAAUGUUUUUUUAUAAAAGUUUAUUAUAUUUAAUACUCUGACAUUUUUUUUGAAGAAAAGAAAGUUUUACGAUAAUAUUAAUGAAGAAGUUAAACGAGAUUUGUAAUGAGAUAAUGGGAUACUUAGGACAAUUCCGGUUUUUCUUCCUAGUGAGAGCUUAGUGUUAGUAGUUUCGCCGUCUUGGUGCGGCGCGAUUCUUCGACGCGGAGUUGCGUCGCUUGGCUUCGAAUGGAUAGCAGGGGCAGCGAAAUGAUGGAGGACGAGGUAGGAGAGGAAAGCACGGAUGAUCGAGCCCAGGUGGAUAAUCUCGUUAACAAAUACGGAGGGCUGGGAAUUGAAGGAAUCGAGGAUGAAUUGCUGAUUGAAGACGAUGAGGAGGGGGGGAAGCGACGAUCGGGGCAGUGAAGACGGGGGAAUUUCCGAUUGUUGGGACGAUUCUCACGGACAAAACCAUUAGAUUUCCGUUCUUCAGGGAUUUCAUGGCUGAUUUAUGGUGUCCGGGCAAAGGAAUCUCAAUACAAGAGAUUGGCGAACAGAGGUAUCUAUUUAAAUUUUUCCACUUUGUUGAUAUGAAUCGUGUUCUGGAUAAUGGACCCUGGCUUUUUGACUAGAAUUUGAUUGUGUUAAAAGCGAUUAAACCGGGGGAUAUCCCACUUAAGGUGUCGCUAGAUGAGUUUGAGAUCUGGGUACAAGUUCAUAAUGUGUCGUAUAUUUUUGAAAAUCUGGGAACGGCGAGAAGGAUUGGUAAUCAUCUGGGUCACUUGGGAUGAUAAACAAUUUGAUAAGAAGAGGGAAUCUUAUAUGCGUGUGAGAGUCUGCAUGAACGUGAGUAAAGCUUUAAAGGUUGGGAGUUUGGGACCACUCUAAAAAAGAGUAAGGGAGAAGGGUACUGGAUAGAUUUUAAAUAUGAGAAGCUCCCAAGCUUCUGUUUUUGUUGUGGAGUUAUUGGACAUGCUGAGAAAUGCUAUCCUCUUCUGUACAAAAAGGAGGGGCAAGCUUUGACUAGACCAUUUGGGCUGUGGCUAAGAGCGAGUGGACGGAAAUCGAAGCCUAACAUGGGUAGCAAAUAGUUGAUUUCGGAGGGAAGUUCAUCAGGAGGUGGCAAGAACACAACACGUAUGGUGAGGGUAAUGCAGGACAUGGACCCGGAUGAGGCAGGAGAGAGCACUCAAGCUGGAAUGGGGAAUGCCAUGAUUUCAGGUGAGACACAAGAGACAGAGGGGCCGGGAGAGCUGAAGAGAAGACGCACUUGGGAGGAGCAGGCCAGGGAGGAAGCUGCUAAGAAUGCUAUGGUGCUGAACUCCCCAAAAAACGGGGUUGGGGCGGGCACUGGGCUCCAGCCCCGCCAGAUGAUUUGAUGUUGGUUUCGGCUUUACUAGCUGAAAAACUUAUUCACUCUUUCUGUUUUGCUUUGUUUAUUUCCCACGUUUUGGAUGCUUUUUUUGUUUUGUUUUGGUUGUGCUGGGUUUUUCCAACAAAAAAAACUUGUGAAACUAAGACACAGGAUGAGGAGUCGUGUCUGCAAGUCAUAGGCUCAGGUAAGCCCAAAGCAGGAUCAGAGAAUUAUAUGGCUUCUACGGAGGUGAUUAAUUCAAAGUUUGGUCCUUGGGCCGACGGUAGACGGGAGACUUGUUGUCACUUUGUAACCUGUUUUGGUUUGGUCCAUUUGGUUAUGAUUAAUUAGGUCAGUUUCGUUCAAAA